AUGUCCUCCCUCCACCAGUACACCACCAGUCCUCCUCCUUCUCCUUGGAGACUUCGAGCCGUCGAAUUCUCUGCACGCCGCCGCCCUCUGCAUUUCAGGCAGAUCCUCUUCAUCGUCGCAUCCCUUACUCUCACCUUUUCCUACAUCUUCUUCGUCCGCCAGUCCACACACUCCGAGCCAACCGCCACAGAAUCUCUCCUAGCCAUCCAUAAUGUACCACCACCUCCGUCAGAGCAAACGGCCUAUAUCCAGUAUAUUGAUACCCAUCUAGAAAACUCUGUCGACCCCUCCUCCGGCCCCAUCGUAUUUUCCUUCAUCGUGUUCUCUGCUGAUUCUGCCAACGAGGGCGCCAUUCUCAUGAAGUCUAUCCUCAUGUACAGCUCUGUCCCAAUAGAGUUCCAUAUAAUCUGCGAUCUGGCUGCCCAGGAAUACCUUGAAAAGCGACUCAAUCUGGUCACCCACCCCACGCACAAUGUCCUCGUGCGUUUCUACCACAUGACCAUUGCAGGCAUGCUGGCCCGCAUCGAGCGCGAAGGCGCCAUCACAACCGAUCAUUCCGCUGGCGUCCCCGGUCUCAUGAAGCUAUUCAUUCAUGAGAUCCUCCCAAAUAACGUCAAACGCGCCAUUUUCAUCGACACUGAUGCCUUCUUCAUCACCGACCCUGCACUGCUCUGGGACUAUUUCUUACACCUACGCCCUACAACUGCAAUCUCGAUGCCGACGCAUCUGGAGCAGAAUGCGGUCGAGUGGCACCACGCGAACCGCAUCUGCUCCUGUAUCAUGCUACUCGACCUCGCACGCCUCCGCGAGCUGCGCCUUAUGGACUCAGUCGCCUACCGCAAUGACUCUUCUGGCCAUUUUCCGCCCGCGCUCGCCCCGCCCGCGUUUGAGGCCAUGUUUGGUCCGCCCGGCGCGAGCGGCCAUUACGAAGGCGUCAAGCUCGGCGACCAGGGCUACUGGUGGGCUAUCGUGAGCCACCGCCCCGACGUCUUCGAGCACCUCAGCUUCGAGUGGGAGGUCUCCAGCUGCCUCCUGGACAUGUACUUCACCGGGCUGGGGAACGACAACGCCGACGUGCAAGACGAGCUCGCCGUGCAGAUCCAUACACUAGGUACACUACACCAGGGCGAGGCCAUCCUCCCCAAAAUGCUUCACUUCAACUGUCUGGACGGCACUUCUCGCUAUUACGAGUGGGAGGGCUGGUCAGAUCCGACUAACAGUCUCACGCGGAGAUGGUAUCCCGCAGUCCAGUACCACGUCGGCUUCAAGUGGCUAUGGCUCAACCACCACCGGUCAGAAUCCACGCUAAGGAUAGAGACCGUAGAGAACGUAAUCUUCGCCGACGAGCGGUUUGCAGCGGAACAGUCUGACUCGUAA
Sparassis crispa is the source of this 1377-nucleotide messenger RNA. RefSeq lists its product with no specific name. Bases 1 to 1377 code for a protein of 458 amino acids. Lineage: Eukaryota; Fungi; Basidiomycota; Agaricomycetes; Polyporales; Sparassidaceae. The transcript is spliced from 4 exons. Gene Ontology annotation, biological process: protein O-linked glycosylation via mannose. The record is from RefSeq and is a predicted model, not a curated record. Gene Ontology annotation, molecular function: xylosyltransferase activity; glucuronosyltransferase activity.